Molecule: messenger RNA, 556 nt
Organism: Acanthisitta chloris (rifleman)
Lineage: Eukaryota; Metazoa; Chordata; Aves; Passeriformes; Acanthisittidae
Product: 5-hydroxytryptamine receptor 3A-like
Exons: 5
Biological process (GO): nervous system process; regulation of membrane potential; monoatomic ion transmembrane transport
Cellular component (GO): neuron projection; membrane; synapse
Molecular function (GO): transmembrane signaling receptor activity; extracellular ligand-gated monoatomic ion channel activity; neurotransmitter receptor activity
Source: RefSeq, a predicted model, not a curated record
AUGACUCCUGCUGCUCUCGGGGUGCUCCUGGCCCUGCUGCCACUGGCCUCGAUGCUGCAGAGCCCAGGUACCCCGCACGGGGCCCGGGCGCUGGAGCCCUCGGAGCCCGCCCUGCGCCGCCUGAACCACUACCUGCUGGCUCACUACCAGAAGGGCACCCGGCCCGUGCGCGACUGGCGAACAACCACCACCGUGGCCAUCGACCUCAUGGUCUAUGCCAUCCUCAGCGUGGAUGAGAAGAACCAGGUGUUGACCACAUACAUAUGGUACAGGCAGCACUGGACGGAUGAGUUCCUCAGGUGGGACCCAGCACACUUCGACAACCUGACACAGAUCUCCCUCCCUGUGGAGAGCAUCUGGGCACCUGACAUCCUCAUCAACGAGUUUGUGGAUGUUGGAAAGCCCCCCCACGUCCCGUCCCCUAACGUCAGCCACCACGGGGAGGUGCAGAACCUCAAACCCAUCCAGGUGAUGACUGCCUGCAGCCUGGACAUCUACAACUUUCCUUUCGACGUCCAGAACUGCUCACUCACCUUCACCAGCUGGCUGCACCACA